AUGUCAAUCGGCGUGUCGGUAGACUUCUACAAUGCCCGUUCACAGGUAGACCAACAGUCUAGCUGGGCAAGUCCUGUACCAGCAGCUCAUAUAGUUUCCAACACGGGUGCGACAGGAAUCGGAGCUGGACAGUCCUCUCCCAAUGGACCCCAGAGCUCUUAUCAGUUGUCAGGGCAGCCGUCGACACCCAACACACAAAGCCCCGCUGUACCUGAUGAUGGCCAAUACCACCCAAACCAACAGGGGUCAGCUGACAAAGGCACAGCAUCCAACACCCAAAGUCAACAAGGUGGCAAAGCUCUAUCUUCUGCAAGCCAGCAGGUGGGCAGUGGUCAGCAGACAACGGCUGGACAGCAAGGUGCUCUUGAAGGAGGACAGAAGGCACCAAGUAGCCAAGGCCAACAGUCGUCCUCGCAAAACAUGACACCAGCGCAAAACCAAGAUGGACAAUACCAUCCCGACUCGGCUUGGAAUCAGCAAAAUUCCGCGACUGACAACAGUGGCCAGGCCAGUCACGCUCCCUCGCAACAGCAAGAUGGAAGUCAAGUCCAGCCAAACCAACAGGGCGCACCAGUGCAACACGGAGCAAGCAUGCAAGCGGACAAGAUUGAUCAGUCCAACUGGAACCAAGCUGCUUCCACCAACGAUUGGACCUCGCCAGCCAGUUCAGCUCCGUCACCCACUGCGACGGAGAAAGAGCCACAGCACACCAGCGCGGAAGCCUCGACCAGCGCUCCUUCCCUCCCUGCAUCCCAGUCGUCCCAGUCAUCUGAUACAUCUGCCACCUCAGCUGCUGCAAGUGCAGGCAUAGCUUUGGCAGUCAUCGCUGCCUUGGGGCUGAUCGCAGUUCUUGUCUUGUUGCCCCUGUACAAGAAGCGGAAGCGUCUCCGCAAGGUACUUGGGCACGAUCAAAAGGUCGUCGUCAUGGAACAGCCCCCGAAGAAUCGUAUGCAGCCCGUGAAUGAGUUCAUGGCUAGAAGCUAUAGUCACAGCCACCGCAUGGUCAGGUCCGCUACUGGAUACUUCAAAAACAAACGGCAAACUCCACCUCAAUUUCCGCAAACCAGCCGAGCCCCGUCGAGCAGCAGUCGCAAGUCUUCGAAUCAAGAGAAGCCACACCCCACUAUUACUGCUGUUCAGGCUUCACAUAGUACACUUCCUCCCACGCUCCACUACUCUCCUCCUGCUUCCUUCGCGACCUGGUCAACGGAAGGAUCGAAGUCGAGCUCGAACAACUCUGUGGCCCCUUCGCACGAUGAGCGACAAGUGGAAUCACCAACCUCUAACCUGGGUCAGUUCUAUGGGCUCGGUUCGGUGGAGAAUCUCAGUAUGGGCAACUUGGUCGCUGUCAAUCCACUGAUGAACAAAAUUUACUCCGUGGAGAUGGAUUACAAUUCCGGAAAGCCAGGCCAGCUUGUGCUUCGUGUGGGCCAGCGAUUGACUAUUUUGCAAGUCUACGAUCAUGGAUGGGCAGUCGCUGUUCGCCUGGACUCACCCGAGGCCGGAUUAGUUCCUCGCUCGCACAUUUCCGCGGUCCCUGAUCAGAACCCGCUGCAGACCAGUGACGCGAUUCCCAAAUCAAACCGGAACUCUUUGGUACCCCAACCUAUCACUGCUCUAACCUCGCGAUUCUAUUCCUUGUUCUCCCAUAAUUCCCAAAACCGCCAUCCUUCGUCUCCUGUUUAG
Penicillium brevicompactum is the source of this 1686-nucleotide messenger RNA. Its product is annotated as SH3 domain-containing protein. The coding region runs from base 1 to 1686 and encodes 561 amino acids. The transcript has 2 exons. Lineage: Eukaryota; Fungi; Ascomycota; Eurotiomycetes; Eurotiales; Aspergillaceae. The record is from RefSeq and is a predicted model, not a curated record. Gene Ontology annotation, molecular function: protein binding.